UAUACGGAACCCCUAGGACGAAGCUUUCUCAGCUCAUUCAGACUCCCAUCUCCUUGCGUUUGCUCUGUAUCUAUCUGAAGUGUAUUUUCUCUCUUUUUGUUUUUUUUUGGACGAAAAAUACGUUUCAGGGGAAGUGAAAUUCUCUACCUAUUUGGCAUAGGUUUUUCUUUCUAAAGGUUUUUGAGGUCAUGGGGGGAGGAUACUUCUUUUUCUGAGGUGGAGGCAAUGAUUUUAACAAAGCAAUACCGUUGCGUACACUCAUCAAGCUGUCAAUGCACAAAAGGGCAUCUAAGUGAAGAUGUAAUUUUUUUAGUCUUUCAACAACUGAACUGGAACCCUAAAUUGAUUGCCACCCUGUCGUGUACAUGUAAAUGGUUUGAUGAUUUGGCCAAGCGAGUGCUGUGGAAAGAGUUUUGUCGAGCAAGGGCUCCAAAAAUGAUGCUUGAUCUGCAAUCUAGUGGAAGUCACAGUGUCGAUGGGAAUUGGAGAGCACUUGGAAAACUGCUUAUUUACUGCUCAGGAUGUAGCAAGGGAGGUCUCUUCAAUAGCAUUCAUAUCCCUGGUCAUUUUGUUUACAGGACUCGGUUUUCUAGGACUUCAGGGAAGAGUUUUCUUUUGCCACAAUGCAGAACAGAUGUUUUGUAUGUCUCUGACCCUUGUGAACAUCUUGAUCAAGGGGAAGAAGGUGAUGUGGGAUUUUUCCGUGGAAUUUUCAAGUCAUUCUCAAUGUCAAAGGUCCGGAAGAUGCUGAUUAAAAAGGGAGCCCAGCUUCAUCCAACAGAGGUGUGCCCUUAUUGCAAGGCAAAGUUGUGGAGCAUGUUGCAAGCCAAAAUGAUACCACAGAGUGCCAGCUGCAGGUUAGGUUCCUAUGAGGAUUGUGUCGAGUAUUAUGUGUGCCUUAAUGGACAUGUGCUUGGAAUCUGCACCCUCUUACCCUUGUCUGAUUCAGAAGAGGCAUCCGAGUUGGAGUGAUAAUUGGCAUGGUAAUCAGUUGUGUGAUUGUUGGCAUGGAUUUUGCUUCUUGUGGAAUUGACAAAUGUGGACAAGACCUUUCGCAAGCUUUCUGGAGCUAUGUGAAGCUGAAACCGUCAGUCUCAUCUGAGCUUUCAACUGGGCUGCUUCUGGAUUACCAAAACUGGCUAAAAUUUUCAUGGUGAAUGGUUGGAGUUUUAAUCCUCUAUUAAUUAGUCUGAGCAUGUAAUAUCUUUGUACAUGUUAUGAAUGCCCCCAUAUGUGGAUAACAGAUUCAUCUGAUGUUUAUGAUUAAGUCGCUUUACAUGGAUGAAGUAAUUAUAAAAACUUGUAAGUAUUUCCCUAA
This is a messenger RNA of Manihot esculenta (cassava), 1318 nucleotides long. RefSeq names its product EID1-like F-box protein 2. Lineage: Eukaryota; Viridiplantae; Streptophyta; Magnoliopsida; Malpighiales; Euphorbiaceae. The record is from RefSeq and is a predicted model, not a curated record. The transcript has 4 exons. Gene Ontology annotation, molecular function: protein binding. Bases 226 to 972 code for a protein of 248 amino acids.